AUGCCAAGUUCCAAAUCAUCCAUAGACCAUAGAGAUGUCUACUACCGACUAGGCAAAUCAGCAGGCUACAGAGCCAGAUCAGCAUACAAGCUCUUACAUCUAGACGAAGAAUUCGACUUGUUUACUGGCGUACAGACCGCCGUGGAUCUAUGUGCGGCUCCAGGAAGUUGGAGUCAGGUUUUGGGUCAGAAGCUUACAGAUGAAGGACGGAAGAUAGUUUCAGUCGAUUUACAACCUAUGGCACGUUUACCCAAUAUAACGAUCCUUCAAACUGAUAUUACCCUCCCCUCGACUAUUCCACUGGUGCUAGAUGCUCUGGGAGGAAGGAAAGCGGACUUGGUAGUUUGUGAUGGUGCUCCGGAUGUCACUGGUGUUCACGAUUUAGAUGCUUAUCUACAUUCACAGCUUCUCUUAGCGGCAAUCACGCUUUCCCUCACCCUUCUCGCUCCCCAUUCCACACUCAUAUUCAAAAUCUUCUUAUCGCCGUUGGACCCUCAAGCUGCCUUGUUAGCAUCACAGCUGAGGUGUUUCUUUCCCGGCCCAUCGUCCAGCGAAGAGGAGUAUGAAGAAUUUGACCUUUCGGAAAAGGAUGAAAUAGAUCAGGAUUUGAAGGAUGGCAAAAUGGAAGUUGAUGAAACUGUAUCUUCUAAUGCCGGAAAAGAUGGGUACGAUCUUAAAGGGAGAAGGGGUGGUGUAUGGGUGAGGAAACCUAGAAGUAGUAGAAAAGGUAGUGGUGAGGCAUUCAUCGUUUGUCGAAAUUUCGAUCCUUUCCGAGUACCUCUACCAAGCACCUUUUCAGAUUCGGCUCUCGCUGAGCUUCGUCAGCAGACAAGUGGAACCCUCACGAUGGAAUCGCUCGCUUCACUAGGUACGAGUGAAGCCAAGAGCUCGAACGAAUGGGAGAUGAUAAAAGCAUAUGUAGGAGGAGGGGAUCUGAAUCCAAUAACGGCUUUUCCAACACCAUCGAAAGCGAGACCGACUGCUCCUCCUAUAAACCUACAGCCGUCCACUUCUCCUUCAGAUCAUCAUGAACAACUGUCUACCUCGCCCAAAGCAUUAUUCGCGCAUCCCACACCUUUAGAUGGACCACCAGAAUACUUUUCUCCUAAAGCAUCACCUGAACCAACGAGUCCCACUCGCCGAAUCAAGGCCGCUCCGAUCUUUCUCUCUCCCGAGCGACUUCAUCUUGACACGAGGCGCCUCGCAGGCCCAGCUGCUAGAGCAGCAGCAAUGGCUUAUGGUUCGUCAGACUUACCUGAAGGAAGCUCCAGGCAAUCAUCCCUUGACUCACUCACACCUAACCCUUCCCCCAUCCACCUCAAUGACCCAAGUAGACCAUGGGCAUCGUCAUCGCAUGUCCCACUUUCAUCGCAUCACUCAGCUUCAGCUCAACUUAGUGUACCCGCACCUCAGAAUCGAGAUCGUUCCAGCUCCAAUGCGAGUGUGUUAUCUGCAACCUCAACAAGGGAUGAUUACCUCUCCGCUACGACACCUUUAAUCUCUCCAUCGUUGAGCUCAAGCUCGAAAACCGACUUGUUCUUCUCCUCAUCGACCAAAGAUUCGUUACCUAUCCCCCCGAGGGCUCUGCCUAACGCUGCAAAACUCGGCCGGGGAUUACCCUCGGGAAUGUCCAAGAACGAAGAUCGAUCGGCAAGUGUGCCCACCAGAAGACCCAGUCAGACUCAGCGUGAGGAACGAACUUCCGCGUGGGCAGAAAGUAGUUCUGGAAGAGGAUCGAUAGAUCUCACGUCUCCUUUUCCAUCAAGUCAAGGAUAUACACCUAGUAAUUAUUCUGGAUUACCCAUUAGGGACGAUUUGAAAUUCGGUUUCGAAGAGAUAAGCACUACUUCCAGAUUACGUUCUGUCUCCAAUCCUACUUCGAUUUCCAUACCUGGUACACCGACCUCGACGAAUUAUUCACCGGCGACUUCGAGAUUCCUAAAGAGUAAUCAGAUGAAUGAACCGCUAGCUACUUUGCCUACUUUACCUGAUGUCAAUCAGUAUACUACGCCAACUAAGAAUAGGAUGGGUCAUGGGAGAAGGGACUCUCAGCAGUUGGAGAGAGAACAUAGUCAAGCUAAGGAGGGUGUAGGAUGUAAGCCGGGAGAUAUAGUGGGACCUGAACAUCAAGACGACCAAGAAACUGAAGGGGAAGAUAAGAAGAGUAAGAGGAAGGGGUGGAAGCUAAUUAGCAAAUUAGGUGAAGGUGCCUUUUCAGCUGUAUGGUCUGCCAUACCUUUAUCCGACUCCGACAAUGCCAAAGACAAGAGCAACAGUGAAGGGAGGAUAGCCGCAUUGAAAUUGAUGGAUCGACAAUUAUCUUUAACCGAUUCACGAACUCGAAUAUCAUUCUUGAGAGAAGUAGAAGUGUUGAGACAUAUUUCACACCCUUCGAUUGUAUCGUACCUGGACAGCUUUACAACCCCUACACACCAUGUGUUGGUUUUAGAACAGCUCAGAGGAGGUGAAUUGUUCGAUUUGAUGUCGAGUGAAGAAAAUAGGAAAAGAAUGUUACUUCCCUCUCCUACUCCUUCGUCAGGAGAUGAGAAUGGAUGGGAUCGAGAUGGUGAAGGUUUUAUAAGGAGGAUAUUCAGUGAGCUCACUAGAGCGGUGGGGUGGCUACAUGAAGUCGGAGUGGUUCAUAGGGAUAUCAAAUUGGAGAAUAUCUUAUUCACCAUCAACCCAUUCACUCUCCCACCCACAUCGACCGAUUCUAUCCCCCUCCAACUCCUACCGACCAACGCACCUUUGAUCAAAUUGACAGAUUUCGGUUUAUCCAGAUUCAUAUCCACUUCUUCACCAUUACUUCAAACUCGAUGUGGAUCCGAAUCGUUCGCUGCACCAGAGAUCAUCAUGGGUAAACCGUAUGAUGGGAGAGAGACGGACUCAUGGGCUAUGGGAGUGGUUUUGUAUGGGUUGGUAGUUGGUGAAUUACCUUUUGAUCGUGAUGAUGAUCCCUCCGGAAGUGUAAUUGGACAAGCUGAAGUUAAAAUCCGAGGGGGAAGUAGAAAAAGAAUGAUGAAAAUCGCUAAAUGUGAAUACACCUAUCCUCGCGAUUUGAGUUGUACGAGUCAAGUCAAAGAGGUGAUUGAUAAACUGUUGGUGAGAGAUCCGAAGAAAAGAUUGAAAGUAAAUAGUAAAGAAAUAUGGGAAUUGGAUUGGAUGAAUCACACUAAACCUGGUGGAUUACCUAGACCACCCGGUUCCAGUUCAUCUACCUCUAAUGAGGGUAUGACGAGGGAUGGGAAGAUUGUCAAAAGAAAAGUGUUGGAUGGAUUUUUGGUAGAAGAGGAUGGGAUUGAAGAAGUUGCUAGAGCUGAGCAUUGA
This is a messenger RNA of Kwoniella botswanensis, 3327 nucleotides long. RefSeq lists its product as uncharacterized. Lineage: Eukaryota; Fungi; Basidiomycota; Tremellomycetes; Tremellales; Cryptococcaceae. Gene Ontology annotation, cellular component: cytoplasm. The record is from RefSeq and is a predicted model, not a curated record. Gene Ontology annotation, molecular function: ATP binding; tRNA methyltransferase activity; protein kinase activity. The coding region runs from base 1 to 3327 and encodes 1108 amino acids. Gene Ontology annotation, biological process: protein phosphorylation; cytoplasmic translation; tRNA methylation. The transcript is spliced from 7 exons.